GGUAAAAACGCAGAAGGCAAUCCAGCUAAAGCCAAGCUAGGCGCGUCCGGGGAGGCAGUUGUCGCCGGACGCGUAAGAAUCGAAUCAAAAGUCGACAGCACAGACAUUGCAGAGGGUCUUGCGUGGUCGUGGUGAUUAGGAGCUGGGAAGGAUUCCUCCUCUGGAUUCCGGCGUGACAACAGAGAUGGCGGAAACAAAAGCGCAGCACAAGAAAAGGCAAGUGGCACUCCUCGUGGUAUUGUUGCUUUUGUGGGAGGUGGGCUCAGAAUCCAUGCAGUAUUCCGUACUGGAAGAGUCAGAGAGUGGCACGUUUGUGGCCAACUUGACAAAGGACCUGGGGCUUAGAAUGGGAGAGCUGGCGGCACGGGGCGCCCGGGUUGUUUUCAAGGGGAACAGACAGCUUCUGCAGCUUGACCCGCAGACCCAUGAUUUGCUGCUAAACGAGAAACUGGACCGGGAGGAGCUGUGUGGCUCCGCUGAGCCCUGCGUGCUGCCUUUCCAAGUGCUGCUGGAGAACCCUCUGCAGUUUUUUCAGGCUGCCUUGCGGGUCAGAGAUAUAAAUGACCACGCCCCGGAGUUCCCUGCCAGAGAAAUGGUCCUGAAAAUAUCAGAAAUUACUGUGCCAGGAAAGGUAUUCCCUUUGAAAAUGGCACAGGAUUUAGACAGCGGCAGCAACGGCCUCCAGAGCUACACCAUCAGCUCCAAUGCUCACUUCCACGUUGUCACCCGCAAUCGCAGUGACGGCAGGAGGUUCCCCGAGCUGGUGCUAGACAAAGCGUUGGACCGUGAGGAACAGCCCCAGCUCGGACUGACCCUCACGGCGCUGGAUGGUGGAUCUCCACCCCGGUCAGGGACCACGAAGAUCAAGGUACUGGUGUUGGACAUCAAUGACAACACCCCGCAGUUCGCUCAGGAGCGCUAUGAGGCACAGGUGCCUGAGAACAGCCCCCUGGGCUCUCGCGUUAUUGCUGUUUCAGCGAGGGAUUCGGAUGCAGGACCCUUUGGGGAGGUGUCUUAUGCGCUAUUUCAGGUAGAUGACGUCAACCAACCCUUUGAAAUAAACGAAAUCACAGGAGAAGUUCGGCUGAGACAGACUUUGGAUUUUGAGGAAUCUCGAAUUCAUCAUGUGGAUAUUGAGGCCACAGACGGUGGGGGCCUGACAGGGAAAUGCUCCUUAAUCGUCAAAGUCCUGGAUGUGAAUGACAACGCCCCCGAGCUGACCCUGUCCUCACUCACCAGCCCCAUCCCUGAAAAUUCGCCAGAGGUCAUAGUGGCAGUGUUCAGUGUUUCAGACGCAGACUCCGGACACAACCAAGACGUCGUUUGUUCUAUAGAUGAUAAUCUCCCCUUCCUCCUAAAGCCAUCCGUGGAGAACUUCUACACCCUGGUAACCGAUGGAGCGCUGGACAGGGAGGCCAGGGCCGAGUACAACAUCACCAUCACCGUGUCCGACCUGGGCACGCCCAGGCUGACGACCCGGCACCACGUCGCGGUGCAGGUGUCCGACGUGAACGACAACGCCCCAGUCUUCAGCCAGGCCGCCUACACCCUGCUGGUGCGCGAGAACAACAGCCCCGGGCUGCUCAUCGGCUCCGUGAGCGCCAGCGACAGGGACGCGGGCGCCAACGCGCAGCUCACCUACUCGCUGCUGCCGCCGCCGCCCCAGCAGGAACCGCAGCCGCAGCCGCCCCAGCCGCCGCAGCCCGACGUGGCGGCGCUCGUGUCAGUGCACGCGGACAGCGGGCAGCUGUACGCGCUGCGCGCGCUCGACUACGAGGCCCUGCGCGCCUUCGAGUUCGGCGUGCGCGCCGCCGACCGCGGCUCCCCGGCGCUGAGCAGCGAGGCGCGCGUGCGCGUGCAGCUGCUGGACGCCAACGACCACGCGCCGGCCGUGCUGUACCCGCCGGCCAACGGCUCGGCCGCCUGCCCCGAGCUGGUGCCGCGCGCGGCCGACGCGGGCUACCUGGUGAGCAAGGUGGUGGCGGUGGACGGCGACGCGGGCCAGAACGCCUGGCUGUCGUUCGAGCUGCUCAAGGCCACGGAGCCCGGGCUGUUCGGCGUGUGGGCGCACAGCGGCGAGGUGCGCACGGCGCGGCCGCUGAGCGAGCGCGACGCGGCCCGGCAGCGGCUGCUGGUGCUGGUGCGGGACCACGGCGAGCCGCCGCUGUCGGCCAGCGUGACGCUGCACGUGCUGCUGGUGGACGGCUUCUCGCAGCCCUACGUGGCGCUGCCCGACGCGGCGGCGGCGGCCGAGCCGGCGCGGCCCGACUGGCUCACGGUGCAGCUGGUGGUGGCGCUGGCGGCGGUGUCGUCGCUCCUGGUGCUGAGUGUGCUGGCGCUGGUGGCGGCGCGGCUGUGCGGCGGGGGCGGGGGCGGGGGCGGGGUGGGUGUCGGGGCGGGGUGUGCGCUUGGCGUUGGCGGCGGCGGCGUUGGCGGCGGCGCGGGUGGGGAGGGCCGCUUCCCGGGGCCGCUGCUGGACGUGAGCGGCGGCGGGACGCUGUCGCACAGCUACCAGUACGAGGUGCGCCUGACGGGCGACGCUGGGACCGGGGAGUUCAAGUUCAUGAAGCCCAUUAGCCCCAACUUCCCUCCGCAGCUCUCUGGGAGCGACGUGGAGGAACGUCUCAGCAUUCGGAACAGCUUCCCAUUCAGUUAAGUAUUCUACUAAACCUUGUCUAGAAACGUCUUUUUAAGUUACUUGUUGAUGCAUGUUAAUUGAUGGUUCUCUGUCUUGCUUAUUUUACUACCAUUUUAGGGUCAAGGUUUUACAAAGAUGCUAGGGGUACACAGUUUUUCUCUAAUUGUAUUUUAUAGUUUUAAAGUACUCCCACUUCUCUGUUUUUGACAACUUAAAAAGCUAACAUUUUUUGCACAAGUUAAAAAAUUUGAAAUUGUCACCUUUUAGGGAAUGUUCCAAAUUGCUUUUUUGAGAGUGUUUUUCUAACAGUUGGCUACAGUUGUUUCAGUACUGCUAUAUUGGAAUAUUCUUAAAAUGCAUUUGAGCUUAAUUUUCCAAUAGAAGUUAACUUGCUGGUAACCUCUCCAUGUGAACAGCACUAAAGAUGGCUAAAGCUCACAGGACCUUUCACAGCUAUAUGUAUAUGGUAGUAGCGUAUAUUUCUAUAAUAUAAACAUUACUGUGAACUUCAUUUGAAAACAUGAUGGUCUUUUGAAGAAACACAAUGUCAAUUGUAACUGUCGAAUAAAUAU
Molecule: messenger RNA, 3210 nt
Organism: Lepus europaeus (European hare)
Lineage: Eukaryota; Metazoa; Chordata; Mammalia; Lagomorpha; Leporidae
Product: protocadherin beta-6-like
Exons: 1
Coding region: 185-2656 (823 amino acids)
Biological process (GO): homophilic cell-cell adhesion
Cellular component (GO): plasma membrane
Molecular function (GO): calcium ion binding
Source: RefSeq, a predicted model, not a curated record